UGACAAGAGUAAUUCAAGCCUUCAAAUAUUUUCCUUUUUAGCUUUGAUUAGAGUGGCCUAGUUGUUGUUUUUCUCAAUGAGAAGGGCUUCCACUAUGCAUUGCGCACUUUGGCGCUUCUGUGUUCCCUUGUUGCUACUUGCUAGCUUCAGUUAUGCUCCUUUUGUUUUGGCCACUGAAAUUUCAGGGAAUGAAGUGAACACUGACGGAAAGGUUUUAAAUGAAGAGUUAGCAAAACCUAAUCUACAAGGACAUGAUGAAGAAGCAAAGUUUAAAGGAUUUAUUCCAAAGCCAAUUCCCAUAGUGAAGCCUAUUCCAAAACCAUUUCCCAUCAUUAAGCCUAUUCCAAAGAUAAUUCCUAUCGCUAAACCUAUUCCUAUUCCGAUUUAUAAGCCUAUAUCAAAAUCAAUUCCCAUUAUUAAGCCUGUUCCAAAAAUAAUUCCCAUUAUUAAACCAAUUCCAAUUAUUAAACCUGUACCAAAACCAAUUCCCAUUGUUAAGCCUGUCCCAAAACCAUUUAUAGUGAAAAAGCCUAUCCCUGUUGAGUCGGAGGAAUUUCUAAAACCUAAGCCUUUCUUCAAAAAGCCUUUUCCUAAACUACCACUUCACCCUAAAUUCAAGAAACCAAUUCUACCACCAUUGCCAAUUCACAAGCCAAUUCCAACUCCAUAAGAGGAUAUAUAAUACUCUAUAUCUCGAACUAUAAAGUUAUCCGUUCCAUUUCUAAUGCCGUUAUAAGUAAAGCUACAUCGUAUCUCAAUUAAAUUUCAUACUCCUCUCGUGUACUGCAUGUAAUGGAAAAUAAGUAGUUGAUGCUCUCUGUUCAAUGAAGUUCUCGGUGUUAUCAUUUGUAGAUCGAUUAUAUUAAUGCAAGAGAUUGUAUCUGCAGUUAUUCCUUAUUAUUUAAAUAAUGUUUUUAAAUA
Molecule: messenger RNA, 921 nt
Organism: Glycine soja
Lineage: Eukaryota; Viridiplantae; Streptophyta; Magnoliopsida; Fabales; Fabaceae
Product: proline-rich protein 4-like
Exons: 2
Coding region: 77-670 (197 amino acids)
Source: RefSeq, a predicted model, not a curated record